Molecule: messenger RNA, 3700 nt
Organism: Betta splendens (Siamese fighting fish)
Lineage: Eukaryota; Metazoa; Chordata; Actinopteri; Anabantiformes; Osphronemidae
Product: vesicular glutamate transporter 2.1
Exons: 12
Coding region: 560-2305 (581 amino acids)
Biological process (GO): neurotransmitter loading into synaptic vesicle; regulation of synapse structure or activity; monoatomic anion transport
Cellular component (GO): excitatory synapse; synaptic vesicle membrane
Molecular function (GO): neurotransmitter transmembrane transporter activity; L-glutamate transmembrane transporter activity
Source: RefSeq, a predicted model, not a curated record
GGUUCACGUAAUAGACGUUUAUUGGCGCUAACACAAUUUUUCACAGAUAGUAAUUGAAUUAGCGGAGAGCAGCGGAGGGAGGAGGGGCGACACACGACCCGCUGACAGGUAGACGAGCUGUGCGCUGUCCGCGGUGCUGAAAGCUCCUUCGGCUGCUGGUCACCGGAGAUGCGCGCCUCAGAUUAGACCGGAGUUUCACUAUCCUCCACCGGCUGAAGCUGUUCACGCUUCCUUCUAAGACAAUCCUCAAACAGACUUUUCUUGUGCUUUGAAAUACAAUCGCUGACUGGAUCUUAAGAUGGCACUGCGUGGAUUAACAUUGCGCAAGGCAAAAGCGGACUUAUUUGACUGCUGGUUAGUGACUGUGAAACCAGCCCUUUCAGACUGAACGUGUUCCUCGUCUUUCUCCAUUUUCUGCCCAUCUUUUUUAGGACAUCGAGACGUUUUCUGUUUAAAAGAAAGAGACGCGUUAUUUGGAUUAAUAUCUUAACAAUAUGCUAAUUAUUGGUGCACUUCCAUUUGUUAUAGUAUUAUAGAAUUUUUUGACGAUUAUUUGGAUAUGGAGCCAGGCAAGGAGAAAGCUCUCCCCACCUCUAAAGAGGGGUUAAAGCGAAUCGCAGGAAAGGCCCUCGGGAAUCUGUACAGGCGGCUGGAAAAGCGGCAGCAAACAGGUGAAGGGAUCGAGCUGACGGAGGAUGGCAGACCCAGGGAGGACCAGGAGCGCAAGACGCCCCUGUGCGACUGCACCUGCUUCGGGCUUCCGCGCAGAUAUAUCAUCGCCAUGCUGAGCGGUCUCGGUUUCUGCAUUUCCUUCGGUAUCCGGUGCAACUUGGGUGUGGCCAUCGUCAGCAUGGUCAACAACAGCACGAUCCAUCAGAACGGCAAGAUCAUCAUCAAAGAGAAAGCGAAAUUCAACUGGGACCCAGAGACUGUUGGGAUGAUUCAUGGAUCCUUCUUCUGGGGCUACAUAGUUACUCAGAUUCCAGGAGGAUAUAUCUCCUCCAGGCUGGCUGCAAACAGAGUUUUCGGGGCUGCCAUCGUGCUGACAUCCACCCUGAACAUGUUCAUUCCCUCCGCCGCCCGCGUGCACUACGGCUGUGUCAUCUUUGUGAGGAUAUUACAAGGCCUGGUGGAGGGAGUGACUUAUCCAGCCUGCCACGGGAUCUGGAGUAAAUGGGCCCCACCGCUGGAGAGGAGUCGCCUGGCAACCAUCUCCUUCUGUGGGUCCUACGCCGGCGCCGUGGUGGCCAUGCCUCUGGCCGGGAUCCUGGUCCAGUACACGGGCUGGUCCUCCGUGUUCUACGUGUAUGGGUCCUUUGGGAUAUUUUGGUACAUGUUCUGGAUCUUGGUCUCCUACGAGAGCCCGGCAGAGCACCCGACCAUCAGCGACGAGGAGCGCCGGUACAUCGAGGAGAGCAUCGGCGAGAGCGCCCAGCUGAUGGGCGCCAUGGAAAAAUUCAAGACCCCCUGGAGGAAGUUUUUUUCCUCCAUGCCUGUCUAUGCAAUCAUCGUGGCCAAUUUCUGCAGGAGCUGGACCUUUUACCUGCUCCUCAUCAGCCAGCCGGCAUACUUUGAAGAGGUGUUUGGCUUUGAAAUCAGCAAGGUCGGCAUGCUGUCCGCCCUCCCUCACCUGGUCAUGACCAUCAUCGUGCCCUUAGGAGGCCAAUUAGCAGACUACCUGCGCACCCACAACAUCAUGUCCACCACAACCGUCCGUAAAAUCAUGAACUGUGGAGGGUUUGGGAUGGAGGCCACUUUGUUGUUAGUGGUUGGCUAUUCCCACAGUAAGGGGAUGGCAAUCUCCUUCCUGGUCCUGGCCGUGGGUUUUAGCGGUUUCGCAAUAUCAGGUUUCAACGUCAACCACCUAGACAUCGCUCCUCGCUACGCCAGCAUCCUCAUGGGCAUCUCCAACGGCGUGGGCACCCUGUCAGGGAUGGUCUGUCCUCUCAUAGUGGGAGCGAUGACAAAGAAUAAGACCCGAGAGGAGUGGCAGCACGUCUUCCUCAUCGCCUCCCUGGUGCAUUACGGCGGCGUGGUGUUUUACGGCCUCUUCGCCUCCGGGGAGAAGCAGCCGUGGGCCGACCCCGAGGACACCAGCGAAGAGAAGUGCGGCUUCAUCGACGAGGACGAGCUGGCGGAGGAGACGGGCGACAUCACGCAGGGCUACGGCGCCAUGGGGGGUCCGGCCAAGAGCUACGGGGCCACGGCGCAGCUCAACGGGGGCUGGGUGCAGGACUGGGACAAGACGGAGGAGUACGUGCAGGAGCCGGCGGGGAAGAUGUACGCCGAGCGCGGCUACUCCUAAACCACACAGCUGUGGUGAGUCUGCCUCCGGAAACAGGCUCCACCCCCCCCCACAGAUUGCACAAAUAAGCAUCAUGUUAGAUAUUUAACCCAGUCAUGCGUGUUCCAGUAGAUGCAGUUGUUACUAGUUUCAAAAAGCCAAUGUAAAGAAAUAGCUAAUUGCAAUGCAGAACAAUCCUCGUUAGAUCCACACGCCCAUCGCGCCCAGGGCUUCACUAUGGUCACAAAGAAAGCUGCAGCACUUCUAGGCGUCUGAACCUCAUCACUCUACUUGAACAACGUGAGCCAGAUGACACUGCAGCGGCCGUCACGUGGGCUCUUCCUCCGAUUGCACUGAAACUAUAAGUGUUCUCCAAACAAGAUGCUAUUAUUUCUCAGAUGUGUUUUACGUACUGUACAUACCUGUAUACUGUUUCUGUGAGACUAUCGUGCAUUUUGGGUCGUUGAUCUGUGUUAACAUUGAUAUAAAAGGCCAUAUUUUUCAUGGACAGUACCUUUUCAGGGAGACGUCUGCUUGCAAAAAAGGUCUUCUUGAGCGAGGCCUGUACGACACUAUAAGACAAAAAUAGCGUGAGUGAAGUGGAGCUGUAGGGUUUUAGUGUGUGUUUGUUGCAUGAACUUGCUCAGUGUUGCAGAUGCAGCUGUCUCACGGUCCUCAUCCUGCCUCCCGCUUCCUGUCUUCUGCCAUUAUAGCCGACAAAGCGAACUUUGAUAAUCAGGUUCCCGGUCGCGACGUGAGACAAGUGGACGAGGUCUGGAGGGCGAGCGCUCAGACGAUAUUGUUUCUUGAUGUUUGGUGUGCACUGCAAUAACUCCUGUGUACCAGCCGCCACCCAUCAUAUUCUGUUUCGUGAUAUGCCACUGGCUUGCUGUGUCUGUAACUGUUUUGGAGUCACGUGAUGAUCAACAUUAAGGUGUGUGUUUUAACAAAUUGCUAGUGUCUGGAGAGUCCAGCUUUAGUGCCCAUGGUGCAGGACAUGUUGUUGCGUUUUGACAGCGAGGAAUGCAGUACUGUAUAUGAACAACCAGGUUUCGUGAUCGCUCGGUGUUUCUCGGUUGUUCUCAUUGUCACCAAAAGUACUUUAUGGACACUUUGAUAUUGUCACGUUUGAGUGGACCACAUGAAUUACUAGAUGGCUCUUCCACUUGACUUUUUUUGCUGUUUGAACCCUUUCUUUUUCUGCUGUCUGACAUUUGCAAGGAUGUUUAAAAUAUAUGAAUAUUUACGACUAUUUAAGAUGACCAAAAGAUGCUAUUAUGGCGUUGUGCCUGAAGUUUAUGUAAACAGAUAAAUGUGAUUUUAUGGCUUCUAAUAUUGUGUUCAAUGAAGAGGUGUUGAUGUCAAAAAGUGUUAUAAAAUGCUCAUAUCAUUUUAUAUAAAAGAAAACAACCCAAA